Messenger RNA from Sceloporus undulatus (fence lizard), 2450 nucleotides. Its product is annotated as interferon-induced protein with tetratricopeptide repeats 5-like. Lineage: Eukaryota; Metazoa; Chordata; Lepidosauria; Squamata; Phrynosomatidae. Gene Ontology annotation, cellular component: cytosol. Gene Ontology annotation, biological process: defense response to virus. Gene Ontology annotation, molecular function: protein binding. The transcript has a single exon. The coding region runs from base 88 to 1230 and encodes 380 amino acids. The record is from RefSeq and is a predicted model, not a curated record.
CUGAAGGAGAAGCUCCAGCACUUGCAGUGUCAUUUCACCUGGAACUUUGAGGUCAGAGACAAGGUGGAUGCUCUACACAUCCAGCAGAUGUUGGACCUCCAGCUGGAACACACUUUGUACCGUAAUCGUGGUGCCUACCUGGCCAUGAAAGCCUACCUGCUCCACCAGCAAGGAGACUAUCAUGGAGCUCUGGGGAGCCUCAAGAGAGCAGAGGAGGUUCUGAAACAGGAUCAUCCCGCCAACUUCUCCCGUCAGACCCUGGUGACCUAUGGGAAUUACGCCUGGAUUUAUUACCACUUGACCAACUAUGAGAUGGUGGAGCUCUACCUGGGCCGGAUCUGUGAGAUUUGCCAGGCUCUCUCCAGCCCUGAGCCUUACUCUGUUGAGAUCCCUGAAAUCCAGGCCCAGAAAGGGUGGUCUCUGCUGGUUGGGGGCUUCCGCAAUGGACCGGAAGCCACUGAGUGUUUCCGAAUGGCCCUGAGGAAAGAUGAGUCUAAUGAGGAAUUCCAAGCUGGUCUGGCAUUCUCCAUCUUUGCUUCCUGGACUCAUUGUUGGAGGCACGAUCUUCAGGAAGAGGCCCAAAGACUUCUGGAAGAGAUUGUCUUUAACCACCCCCAAAAUUAUGAAGCCAAAGUACAUUUGAUCAGCCUGUUAUCAAGGAACAAUAGACAGAGAGUCAAGAGUCUGGUGGACGAUGUGGUCCAGAACAGCAUCAACCCAGACGUCCUGAGAAAUGCUGCCAAGGUUUGUACACAUAAGCUCCAAUCACUAUCACAGGCAAUUACAAUACUCAGGAAGGCCAUAGCCCUGAAUCCCAGGUACCACCUGCUUCACUAUGACCUCGGGUGCCUCUACAAGAUGCAGUUGGAGAAGGCAUUGCCAGAAGAAAGGGAAGAACUAGCAGCAGCAGCUACUGAAAGCUUCAACCGUUCUCUGGAAACAGAUCCUGCUUCAGUGUUUUCCCGGUUGGAAUUAGCCAAAAUGUAUGGGGAAAAGUCCUUGGCUUACGAGGAAGAGGUGUAUGAAAACCUGUUGGAGGACCUGCCCAACUUCAGCAAGCGAUGCCAGCAGGCCAUCUACCUGCAUUGGGGAGACUUCCUGCUCCACAAGAAAGGAGAGCGGCAAGGAGCACUGGAGAUGUACAUGGCAGGCCUGAGCAUCACAGGUGGCCAUGGCAGGGAAAGGGGCUUACUGAAGGCCAGCCUGAAAAGCCUGGAAGAGAGGUUCUAGGAAGACUCUGAAACAGACUAAGUCAAGUCUAUUGAUGACAUGGUGGGCUUUCUUAUGAAGCAAGGUCUCAGGCAAGUGUUAGAAGAAAAAUGAGAACUCCUGCAGAAGGAAAGUCAGAAUCCGAAGAUGAGGAUCUGUUCCUACUAGUUCAGGAGAAGAUUGACAAGCCUUCAUCUCCUAUAUCCUACUUGUAAUACUGGGAGCCUUCAUUGUUGCCUGACUUUUUCUGUAGUUCUUUGCUGACAGUGGAAUGGACUUUCUCCAAAGAUGGUGGCCUUUCAGAGGUCCUUUAGAGAUAGAUUCCUACCCUGGAAGGAGUUGGACCCAAUGGCUUUUGGUUUCAUCCCCGUGACUUUUCCAUGUCACGCCUGCACAGUUAUAGUUAAUGGUGACUCAAAAGUCCUCUUCAGGUUUCCUUCAUCUCAUUAGGAGCUGUUGUGAUGUGAUGGGGACAACGGUUAUUUCAUUUCUUAACCAAUGCAGAAAUGUAAAGUUUUGUGUCCUGGCCAUUUAUGGAAAUGAUCUUGCAGAGCAAUGUGGAAAGGAGAUGGUUAUGCCCAUUUGUCAUGGGGGUACUUUUUUGAUGGAACCAAGGGCCUGAAGUUAAGUCCUAAGGGAACAACCGUGUGGCCUUUAAAUAAAGAUCCAAACCAGUUGUUGGAUCAUAAGACCCUCUGGCACUUGUUGGACUACAGCUCCCAGCCUACUUCACCACUACCCAUCCUAGCCAGGGCUGAUGAGAGUUGCAGUCCAACAACAUCUGCUAUAUGAUUCCCAUCCCUGUCUUAAAUCCAGCUAUUGAUCCCAAGUAGAGUCGGCCCAUUGAAUGGAUGAGAAUUGGUUGGUUAAUUAAAUGCGGGUGUAGGUUCGUUUCAUUCAGUGGCUCUAUUCUAUUUUGGACAGACAGUUGGAUGUUCACCAGAGGUUCCACCUAGAUCUCUGGAAUAUGAAGAGCUGAUGUGUGAUUCUUUGCUCUCAUUUUCUGCUGGUUUGCAUUUUUACCCAUCUCCAAUGCAGUUAAAAGGAUUCUUACAAUGUCUAUGUAAUGCAGCCAGGAUUUUGCAAGUGCAGAUCUCCAUACCCAAUAACCAGAGCAUGCUACAGCUUGGUCAUACCUACUAAAGUGGUCAUGUUAUCUUCCUUGGCUUUGUGUAUUCAAAUGCUCUUUAAUACUGUUAGCAGUUGUAAUAAUUCUUUAAUAAACUAGUCUGAGUUUUGCU